UUGUAGUCUUGUGAAAGUGUCGAACAAACUGACUGCUGAAGUGAAGAGGAAGUACUUUUGAGAAUGGAAAUCUAAGAAAUGAAAGGUUGAGUUUGAAGAGGCGAGCGGAGGGAGAAGCCAUGCCUGCGCAACCCCCUGUGAGGGAGCCAGAGGAGGAGAUGGAGGCAGAAGGAGAGUCACAACUCCCAGAAGCCAACGGAGACUUGGAGCAACCUAGAGAGAAUAACAGAGGAGGAGGAGGGGGUGAAGAAGAGACUAUGGAGGAGAGCACAGAGGAGAGGGACAGCGAUCUGGAUGAGAGUGAGGAGGAGGAAGAGGAGGAGGAAGAGGAGGAGGAGAGUUCAGAGAUGGAUGAUGAAGACUGCGAGCGGAGGAGAGGAGAAUGUCUGGAUGAGAUGUCGGACCUGGAGAAACAAUUCCAGGAGCUGAAAGAGAAGUUGUUUCGGGAGCGGCUGAACCAGGUGAAGGUGAAACUGGACGAGGUGCUAACAGGGAAGGCUGGAGAAUAUCGAGAACCGCUGGCUGCACUACAGAACAGCAUGCAGAUACGGACUCAGGUGGCCGGAGUGUACAAGGAGCUGUGUCUGCAGGUGAUCAAACACAAACACGAAUGUGAACUACAGGGAGCAAAGCAGCACCUGGAGAGCGAGCGGACGUUGCUGUUUGAUGCCAUGAAGACAGAACUGCUGGAGAAGAUAAGACGCCUGGAGGAGGACAGACAGAAUGUUGACAUCACCUCAGAAUGGAGUGAUGAGGUGAGGAGCAAGAAGUGUAAAAGAAAGAACCAGCUGGGUCGGUCGGAGAGGAAAAAGAAAGUAGCUCUGGUUUCAGGGCCUUUCAUCGUCUACAUGUUGAGGGACAUCGACAUCCUGGAAGACUGGGCGGCUAUCAAGAAGGCAAAAACAGCUCUCACACCACUAAAGAAGAAAGUUGAAAAGCGGUGAUAAUAGGAGCAACUUAUUGAAGACCAGCUGCAAAGAAACCAAACUGAACACACACACACACACACACACACACACACACACACACACACACACACACACACACACACACACAGGGAUGAGUUUAGGAUUUGAUGAGCACCCAAGAGUGAAGCUAGUCGGGUUAGUAGAGGUCAAAGUUCUGUGAUGGUGAUGGCACUUUAUACGGUCACAGUGAUGUUGAUUCAACCUAUCGCAUGUUUUUCUUUUAAGGUUUUUUUUUGUUCCUAUGUAAAAACUGAACGGUCAAAGAUGGAAAACACAAACAUUUUCAGACAAAAGAAAUUAAAAAAAACUAUGUUAAAUGAAAAAAACAUCAUAAAUACAAGACAACUUACAAAAAUGAACAUGAAGGUCGACAGUAGAUCAUUCAAAUGUUAAAGGGUUAAAAAAAAAGAAGUGAAAUUGAAACAGUUGAAACAGCAGAGGGACCAUUCCUCAUUCUUUAUACCAUUUAGACAUUUUAAACACAAUUUAGUACAUUUUCCGGUAUGUUGGCUUUACUGUAUUGUCGUGACCCUUACAAGACCAACUAAAUCUUCUGCUUCACAGAGUUAGAACAUGACUGCUUGAGAAAUCUGUCUGCGAAAAAAAAAAAUGAAACUGAUACACAAUAGCAGUCAGCUAGGUUAGAAAAACAACCGUUUGGCGAAGGAGGCAUUCAAUGUCACUGAAAACGUAGUAAAAAAAA
Messenger RNA from Labrus bergylta (ballan wrasse), 1671 nucleotides. Lineage: Eukaryota; Metazoa; Chordata; Actinopteri; Labriformes; Labridae. The record is from RefSeq and is a predicted model, not a curated record.